This is a messenger RNA of Ostertagia ostertagi, 2349 nucleotides long. Lineage: Eukaryota; Metazoa; Nematoda; Chromadorea; Rhabditida; Trichostrongylidae. The record is from the annotation of a GenBank genome assembly.
AUGUUUCAGAUGAAUCAAUACGGCUUUCUAGCUGUGCCAUUAAAAUCCACAAGUGAUGUGGAUUUAGUGAAGCCGUUAACUUUGUACAUCGAUACUGUUUAUAAAACAUCAGAGGACAACAAAGCGGAAGUGCUGAAGCCUGUACAAGAACUGAAUAAGCUACGUUCAAAAGCAUGUUGUCAGCCAUUGGAUAAGCAUCAGUCAGCACUCGAUAUAGUCACACGGUACUAUGAUCAACUGGUUGCUAUCGAGAACAAGAUUGUCAUUUCGGCCACGCAAAACCCGGUGGUUUUCAAAUGGAAGGAUGCAUUCGACAAGGGAAGCUUGUUCUUCAGCAAGGCUUCCUUAUCGAUAUCAGAUGGAGCCUUCGAGCGGGCAGCGGUUCUGUUCAACUGUGGUGCCUUGAUGUCGCAUAUUGCAGCUUCUCAGCCUCUUUUAACUGAUGAGGAAAUGAAAACAGCUGCAAAGCUUUUCCAGCAGAGUGCGGGCGUUUUUGCCCGUCUGCGAGAUACAGUGCUGGGAAUGGUCCAGCAGGACCCUACUCCUGAUCUUAUGCCGGACACGCUUGCUGCACUCAGCGCUAUAAUGCUUGGUCAAGCACAGGAGUCCAUCUACAUAAAAGCUUACAAAGACAAAAUGAAGCCAUCCGCCCUCGUAAAGAUCGCAGCGCAAGCGGGAGACUUUUAUCAAGAUGCCCUUAAAGCCAUGAACCGUGAUGCUGUAAAAGGAUUGUGGGAAAAGGAGUGGGUCCAUACUGUUACAGGAAAGAUGUUUGGUUUCCAAGCAAUAUCUCAACUACACCAGGCUGGGAUCAAUGCGGAGCAGCAAGAAAUGAGUGAACAGCUGAGCCGACUAGGCGAAGCGCUGAAAUUGUCAGAAAUGGCAGCAAAGUAUCUACCAGCCGGCUGCCUAUCUGAGCAGCUCAAUUCGAUUCAGAAGAUGUACACCGCAGCUAAAAAGGAUAAUGAUUUCAUUUACCACGAACGCAUAGCUGAUUUCCGUUCUCUCCCUGCUUUGCCACGGGCUGCCUUGGCAAAGGCGCUUCCUGUCACGCAUCCAAUUUCCCCACGCUUCAGAACAUGUUCGCAAGUGUCGUACCAGUACAAGUUCACAAUGCAAUGCAGUGUUAUGAGGGCCGUAAAGCGGAAUUGUAUCCUGGCCUUCCUUGAAUCUGCCAGCUGCUCUGGACGAUGUCACGUCUAUGGACACCUUGCCCGAAUCAAUAAAGCAGAAAUCCUGCUAAGACCAACCGCAAAUUGCUAUCGAGAAAAGGAAAGUGAUGACAAUCUUCGUCGUCAAUUCGGGACGAAAUGGUCACGCAUGAGCAGUGAGCAGUUGACUGGGCCGCUGUUACAGGAAAUCGGUAAGUACCGAGGAAUACUGCACACAGCUUCGAAUGCGGACAAAAUGGUUAAGGAAAAGUUCGAGACGAAUCGAGCUGGUAUCGAAAUGCUGAGUGGAACUGCGCACUUCCAUCCCCCAGUCAAAACACACUCACACAGUUGGCGGGGUCGUCUGAGGCAGAUUUCAAAGCCGUUCGUUCCGACAUUGCCGAUGACCUUUCUGCGAGCAAUGGCUGAAAGUCAGAUUCUCAACGAAGAGCAGAUAUCCAAGGAGAAAAUCCAAGGAGAACAAGUGGAGCAGAGUAUCAAACAGCAGGAUCACAUUAUGGAUGAAGUUCAGACAUGGAAUACUCGCUUCACAAGUGAAAAAUCAGGGUCAGGUACGGGUGCAGAAAGAGAACGUGUGCUCAAAACGCUGGCCACGGCUGCUGACUCUUUCCAUGAACUGAAAGGAAAUCUGGAAGAAGGAACGAAGUUCUACAACGAUCUUACCCCGAUACUGGUGCGGCUUCAACAGAAAGUUAGCGACUUUUCGUUUGCUCGUCAGACGGAGAAGGAGGAUCUGAUGCGCUCAAUGCAGCAGAAUAUCGUUUCCGGAGGAUCUGGUGGUGGAGGAGGUGGUAGUUCGGUUAAGUCGCCUCCUCCUCGUCCGCCUCCGCCUGCUCCUCGCACUGAAGUAGAGCCACCAAUUCCUCCACCGCGAACACAACAGAGCCUGCAAGCCGUCCCUGGUGGAACACCGACAGCACCAAUGCAACAGCUUGCUCCAGCACCUCAGCUUCAACAUCCUGGAUAUUAUCAACAGCCCGUGCCAUAUGGUCAGCCUCAGCCAUUUUUGUACCAGCCACAAUACCAACCAAACUUUGCCAAUCCAUACCCGACCUUCCCUGGAGCGUUUCCGAAUUAUCAGCAAUAUGGCCAAUUCCCUCCCCCACCACAGCAACAAAACCCGUUCGCUCCAGGCUACAAUACACCACAACAAGGGUACAACACGCCACAGCAGUAA